ACACUCCGGCAAUUGGGCGGUGUCGUUAUAUCACGCCCUUCCCAUAGGGUUUGAUUUUAAAUAGUCGUCCGUCAAGGAAUCAAAAUCAAGCACACCCCUUUGGUAAUAACACGUCAUUCGUUGAGGACUUGCCACAUACUUGCUUCCGUUAGCCGGCUAGCAUCCGCGGUCACAUAAUGAAGGACUUUGGCAUUUUUAAAUCGGUAGGUGCUGGGGAGGCGUGAGGAAAAACGCGAUGGAGUGGUCCGCAAGCUGGCAGGCGCUUCUUCGCCAAUUCUACUGACUGAUGGCUUCAAACGAAUGAGACCGAGACACUGGGGGCAAUCUUCAUCAUGGGCAGGAUCAGCAUUUCCUGCCUUUUCCCAGCCUCUUGGCAUUUCAGCCUGCCAUCCCAGAUCCUUCCUCGCCUCUUGCUGCCUUCAUUCAGGCAGCUGCUCUUUCUGGGCCUGCUCCUCUUCCUUCUGGGAGCGCUUUACCUGUUUUUGGUCACUGGAAAGUUGCCCGGCGGCUGGAUCACAAAGGAAAACAACUUUCACAGGCAUUUGGCACGGGUAACUGACGUGGACACAACAGAUGAAAGUAAUCCUGACCUGAACUAUGGUUUGGUGGUGGAUUGCGGCAGCAGCGGCUCAAGGGUGUACGUGUACUGCUGGCCCAGUCACAACGGCAAUCCCCACGAGCUCCUGGACAUUCGGCAAAUGAGAGAUCAAAAUCGGAAAUCUGUGAUCAUGAAGAUCAAGCCAGGGAUUUCUAAUCUGGCUCAAACACCAGAGAAAGCCAGUGACUACAUCUAUCCACUGCUAAGCUUUGCGGCCAAACACAUUCCCAAACACAAGCACAUAGAAACACCCCUUUACAUCCUAUGCACAGCUGGGAUGAGAAUUCUCCCCGAGAGUCAACAAGAGGCUAUUUUGGAAGAUCUGCGAACUGACAUACCGGUCCACUUCAACUUCUUGUUCUCAGAUUCCCACGUUGAAGUAAUUUCUGGAAAACAGGAAGGGGUCUAUGCGUGGAUUGGAAUCAACUUUGUCCUUGGAAAAUUUGAUCAUGCACGCAAUGACGGGGAAGCUGUUGUAGAGGUCAACGUCCCCGGCAGUGAUCAGCAGGAGCGCCUGGUGAGAAAAAGGACUGCUGGUGUUUUGGACAUGGGCGGAGUUUCCACACAGAUAGCGUUUGAAGUGCCCAAAACUGUAAGCUUUGCUUCUCCACAACAGGAGGAAGUGGCCAAGAACCUACUGGCGGAAUUUAAUCUGGGAUGUGACGCGCAUCGCACAGAUCAUGUCUACCGUGUAUAUGUUUCCACCUUUCUGGGUUUUGGAGGAAAUGCUGCUCGUCAAACAUAUGAGCAGAGCCUCAUCAAAAGCACCACCAGUCGAAAUAAACUGUUUGGUCAGCGUUUCGGGGAGACUGCAGAUUCCCCCCUCCUGGACCCUUGUCUUCCCACAGACCUGCAGGACCAGAUUGGCACCCCUGAACAGAAACUUCAUGUACUAGGCACAGGAGACUUCGAUCAGUGCAGACACGUGCUUCAACCCUUCCUCAACCGCACUAAUGAGACUCAAACCUCUCUGAGUGGCAUCUUCCAGCCGGCAAUUGAUUAUAGCAACAGCCAGUUCUAUGGCUUCUCUGAGUUCUACUACUGCACAGAGGACGUGCUGCGCAUGGGUGGAGACUAUAACGCAUCCAAAUAUGCACAAGCUGCCAAGAGUUAUUGUGCCACCCAGUGGAAGACUCUGAGGGAGCGCUUUGAUUCCGGUUUGUACGCUUCCCACGCUGAUCUCCACAGACUCCAGUACCAGUGUUUUAAAUCGGCAUGGAUGUAUGAAGUAUUACACUCGGGCUUCUCUUUCCCUCCCGACUACAAAAACCUGAAAACUGUAUUUUUGGUAUACGAUAAGGAGGUCCAGUGGACUCUUGGAGCUAUUCUUUUCCGAACACGCUUUCUACCUUUGAGGGACAUCCAGCAAGAAAGUCUCAAGGGAGUGCACUCUCACUGGCGGCAUAGCUUCUCCUUUGUCAACAAUCUCUACUUAUUGCUGGUCUGUUUCUUCAUCGUCGUUCUGUCAAUCAUCUUGUACGUGCUGCGACUUCGCCGAAUCCAUCGGCGCUCUGCGCAGCGUUGCUCCCCUUCUUCUGUGCCCUGGUUGGAAGAGGGCCUGGGCUCACCAACACUCCCAAUAAACCUAUAAACUCUUGUUCAAGAGCCUCGCCAUAUUGUGCAAAAGGUUGUCUCGGAGAGGAAGUUACCAUGUGACCGAGCCUCAAAAAUCCAUUUAUUGUUCAUGUCAGAUACCUGUCAAAUAAAUUAGUCAUAUUUUCCUACAGAAGAGACAAGACUACACACAAAAAAGUUGGACACGUUUUAUUAUUUAUGUGAGCAUUUGCCUCUUUCUGCCUUUUUAAAAAUGUCUUUCAGUAAGCCUUUAAUUACACAACAAUCCAUCUUUAAGUGGCAGGAUCACUAGAAUUCAUGACAAUUAUUAAUAAUGCUCGUGCUGGUACUGUUUGUGUGCAUGAGUGCGUGUUGAAUACAUGUGCUAUGCUCUACUCGUGCAAUACUUGACACUGUUUCACUCCUUUGAAGCAGUUAUCUAAUAGACUUACUGAUUUUCUUGUCUCGUUCUAUACUUUUAACACUGAGCAUGGGAAGCUGGUGCAGCUAUUUAAGUUGGGCUUCUUUUUUCGAAGCUGUUGUAUGACUCAUGAGCAGAUUGGUAAAGAGCGAAUGCAACAUUUUCACAAUUAGUGUAGUGAAAUGUUUGUCACACUGAUAUAUGCUAUUAAAGGUUUGUGAUUUAUGAGUA
Syngnathoides biaculeatus (alligator pipefish) is the source of this 2804-nucleotide messenger RNA. RefSeq names its product ectonucleoside triphosphate diphosphohydrolase 4 (gene entpd4). The coding region runs from base 333 to 2189 and encodes 618 amino acids. Lineage: Eukaryota; Metazoa; Chordata; Actinopteri; Syngnathiformes; Syngnathidae. Gene Ontology annotation, biological process: nucleoside diphosphate catabolic process. Gene Ontology annotation, cellular component: membrane. The record is from RefSeq and is a predicted model, not a curated record. Gene Ontology annotation, molecular function: nucleoside diphosphate phosphatase activity. The transcript is spliced from 13 exons.